AUGGUUUUAAUUUCUACAUUAUCAAAAUACUUUGUUAUCUUUCCACAAUUUUUCAAGCUAAAAGCAAAGGAAAGAAGUAGUGCGUCACAGCAAGGUACGACUUACUGUUUCCAUUACCUUUUGGGGGGGUUGAUAGUACUCAAAGGUUCUUGGUUCCUCUAUCGCUACUUUAGAAAAAGAGUGAAAGUAUUAAAAGACUUAGAAAUUAUUGAAGCUUCAAAAAAAAAAUUAAUAAAUGAAUUGGAAGAAGAUGAUGUCGAUUACAAAGCUUUAGAACGUUCUGUUUUCGAGUACCAUAUUGAGAUUGAAGAGUCUUGGGAUUCAAACGAUGAUGAUGCUAGUGUUGGGUUAUCAAAUACUGUUAUAUUUGAAGGAAUUACUUCCACGAUCGAAAAUAAAAAUAAUAGUGUGGUAGUUGACAAUUGUGAGAAUAAAAAAGCAAGCUCGAACCCAGAAGAGUGCAGUUCUCAGAGAAGUUGUAAUACAUUUGAAGGUAAUUUGAAUGUUAGUAUAGGUCAAAAGUGUACUUGUGUUGUAAAAGAAACAAAAACUGAAGCUUUUUGGAUUGAUAAUACUAUAAAUUCAUUAAUGAUCGGUGAUUAUUUGGAAGCAAUAUCUGACAAGAGGGGGUUCUAUCAAUAUAAUUAUACUGAGCCAAUUCUUUCAAAUCAAAACUCAAAAACCUCAACAGAAAAAACUAGAAUAAAUAUUGAACAAUGGAUUGAAGAUUCAAAUGUUUCUGUAAAAAUUAAACAAGAAAUGCCAUUGAUAUUAACUAAAAGUGCAUUUAUGGAAAAUUUUGGUUCAGAAGUUAGUGACACAGAAUCUUGUAUAAGUGCUACUAGCAGACUUAGUUUGCCAGUGUCAACUGUUAAUUCUUCUGAAGCUCUAAGGACCCUGAAGCAAAGUAAUUCAAGUUUCAGUAGGCACAAUUUGAAACAGAGAAAUAGUAUUUCAAGCUUUGAACAAUGGUAUAGUCCAACUCCAAGGGCAAAAACACUUUACCGGAUAAGGAGAAAGCUAGAUUUAAGAAAAUUAGAAAACAGUAAAACUUCAAAGAUAAGAAAGGAACGAGCUGUACACUUUGAACCUACGAAUCAUGUGAGGUUUGCUCUAGUUCCAGAAGUAUGCCCACUCUAUCAUUCCAUUUUACAUAUUACAGAAAAACCAAGAGCUACAUUUUAUAUCCCUGAUGACUAG
Molecule: messenger RNA, 1200 nt
Organism: Henningerozyma blattae CBS 6284
Lineage: Eukaryota; Fungi; Ascomycota; Saccharomycetes; Saccharomycetales; Saccharomycetaceae
Exons: 1
Coding region: 1-1200 (399 amino acids)
Source: RefSeq, a predicted model, not a curated record